CAGUAUUUUUUGCUAGAAAAAUAUGCUUCGAGUAAAACAUUUAUAAAUCAACUUCCCAGUAUGGCAGAAAAUGCGUUGUGGAUGAAUUUGCAUGGGUUUGGAUUUGGAGAUCAGAUCACGAGAUGAGUACUUUGAAGGUGGGCCUAAAACUACAACACCAACAGCAGCUAUUACUCUAAAUUAUAAAGAAGAAUCAACCGUGGAGACGGGGGCUAGAAUGCAGCUAUAACUGCGUCGCGAACUUCGAGGAAUCAAGCAGAACUGACCUAUCUAUGGUAAAUUUGAUAAAACAAUAGGGUCAUUUUGGUCAGUGGGUUAAGUGACAGUUCAAGUAGUCUUUCAGGACUUGAUUCCUUCCCUUGUCAUUCAUAACUCAUAAACCUCAGACUGGGAGCUUUGUUUCUGUUCUGUUCUCUGUUUCACUGGCUCAGACCGCCUUUAUUUUUCAUUUCCUCUUAUCCAAAAAGUCGUCAGUUUCUGUUUUUUUUUUUUUUUUUUUUUUUUUUUUUUUUUUUUUUUUUCUACCUUCUUUUUGGCUUGUAAAGAUGUCGGGAAAAGGUGCUAAGGGUUUGAUUGCGGGCAAGACCUCAGCCAGCAACAAGGAUAAGGAUAAGAAGAAACCCAUCUCUCGCUCUUCUAGAGCUGGCCUUCAGUUCUCUCACUUGCGUAUUCAUCGAUUGCUGAAGUCGAGGACCACAGCUCAUGGAAGGGUAGGAGCAACAGCUGCUGUUUAUUCUGCUGCAAUUUUAGAGUAUUUGACUGCAGAGGUGUUGGAGUUGGCUGGAAAUGCUAGCAAGGAUCUCAAGGUGAAACGUAUCACUCCAAGGCAUUUGCAGCUUGCAAUUCGAGGCGAUGAAGAACUUGAUACUCUGAUCAAGGGUACCAUUGCUGGUGGUGGAGUCAUCCCUCACAUCCACAAAUCACUUAUCAAUAAAUCCUCCAAGGAGUAGCUUUACGCGCACCGAUCCUGCGUGCUACGAGGAUGAUUUGUUCGAAAAUCUGCUUGUGGAAUCAGGCAUUUGAGUUUCUAAGCUUCAUACUUGUUUCUCAUAUGUUGUGGAGGUGUGGAUAAUAGCUCACUUGGCAAUUCUAAUCUUUUUGUUUAGUAAUAUUAACAGUUCAUAUUAGAAUGGGAGCAUAUUUGGGUAUUGUUUCAUAUAUCUUCUGCA
This is a messenger RNA of Manihot esculenta (cassava), 1169 nucleotides long. RefSeq names its product probable histone H2A variant 3. The transcript is spliced from 2 exons. The coding region runs from base 546 to 950 and encodes 134 amino acids. Gene Ontology annotation, cellular component: nucleosome. The record is from RefSeq and is a predicted model, not a curated record. Lineage: Eukaryota; Viridiplantae; Streptophyta; Magnoliopsida; Malpighiales; Euphorbiaceae. Gene Ontology annotation, molecular function: DNA binding; protein heterodimerization activity; structural constituent of chromatin.